This is a messenger RNA of Staurois parvus, 308 nucleotides long. The record is from the annotation of a GenBank genome assembly. Lineage: Eukaryota; Metazoa; Chordata; Amphibia; Anura; Ranidae.
CUUAUAGCAAAUUGUGUAAAAAAAAAUAAAAUAAAUACAUUUGUCCAGUACCUCUGGAUAACAGGGCAGCUCCAGAAGAUAUGUAGAAAUGUUGCUGGAUCCUCAGAGCAACCCCAACAUCUAGAAGGGUGGGCUGGAAACCAGGGGCAGACUGACCAUUUGGAAACUCGGCACUGACCGAGGGCCCGGGGUCGGUAGGGGGCCCCAUGAGUUUCCCCUGGUACCUUUUUCAUAGGCUUUUUUGAGUUUGAGCAAGGACACAGGGGCCCCAUGAUCCCCUAUUGCUCGGGUGCCCCAUGACUUGUCAG